Molecule: messenger RNA, 453 nt
Organism: Dibothriocephalus latus
Lineage: Eukaryota; Metazoa; Platyhelminthes; Cestoda; Diphyllobothriidea; Diphyllobothriidae
Source: the annotation of a GenBank genome assembly
AUGCGUCUCCUUAAGCCUCAUUGGGUGACGCACGGAAAGACGUCAAAAACCGGCCCGUUCCUACGUCCAAUUUACACCCUCGAUAUUCACCCAGAUGGAAAGCGACUAGCUACUGGUGGUCUGACGGACGGUGGCGGGCUGAUAAUUCUGUGGGACAUGGCCCUUAUACGGAACCCUAGCCUUGAAAAGUCGUCCACAUCUCAGCGACUCUUUCAGAUGGAUAAUCAUCAGGCAUGCGUCAAUUGCGUCCGUUGGUCUCCGACAGGUCGAUGGCUGGCUUCUGGUGGCAUGGAUCGUGUCGUCAUGAUCUGGAUCAAAACUUCCACCGGUGCGCGCGCAAGUGCGAUUUUCGGAGCCAUUGAGAAAAUGAAGUUCACCGAACACUGGCGAUGUUCGACAGUCCUGCGUCAUCACACUGGAGGUACUUCUUUCGUCCGUUUUUACCGAUUCUGA